Etheostoma spectabile (orangethroat darter) is the source of this 4243-nucleotide messenger RNA. RefSeq names its product Rap guanine nucleotide exchange factor (GEF) 5b (gene rapgef5b). Gene Ontology annotation, cellular component: plasma membrane. Bases 179 to 2212 code for a protein of 677 amino acids. The record is from RefSeq and is a predicted model, not a curated record. Lineage: Eukaryota; Metazoa; Chordata; Actinopteri; Perciformes; Percidae. Gene Ontology annotation, molecular function: guanyl-nucleotide exchange factor activity. The transcript has 18 exons. Gene Ontology annotation, biological process: Ras protein signal transduction.
AACUCACACCCCUAAUCAGUGGUGAAAAGCAAGGGAAGGACAGAGAGAGUGGGGAUUUGUCACUCACUCUCAGUAAAGCCAAGGACAGAGAGAUACCUGGAGUCCAACUGGUGAAGUCCUUGUUGCGUGUGUGUGUGCCUCUCCGCCACAGUGCUGACCAAGGCAUACGGCGACUGGGAUGUACUUUGGCUGCAGUGACAGAAGACUCUGUAAAUCACCUGGACAGCAUAAGCAGAAACACAUACAGUACAUACACUCAUUUUUUGAGCUGCUCACUUUGUUGUACACCUUUUUUGAGCUCGCAGGCAGAAGUCCUGCUCUUUUACCUGGUGGACAGCCAGUAGUAGGUGAGCCAGCAAUGUCUUGGGACUGUGGCCUGAGGUACAUGUUCUCUGUGCCCCCUGUGCUGCAGCAGGGCAGCAUGUGUAUCCUUCAUGAAAAAGAAGACCUGUCCAGACUGGAGAUGGUCCAGAAACUGGCCAAGGAUGGCUGCCGUUUCCUGCAGACCCACAGCAAGGGCCCAGAGAGGACAAGUGAGCCCCAGAGUGACGAGGCAGCCCGAGUGUGUCUGAGGGAGAGGGGCCACGAUGUGCUGGUUCUCCAGAGAAUAUCGUCAGAGCAGCCAGCCCUCUCUGCAUCGGCGAGGGGAGGAGGGAGAGAGGAGGCUAGGAACAGGAGGUACGUGGUGGUAUCAGGGACCCCGGAGAAGAUCCUGGAGCACUUGCUGAGUGACCUGACACUAGAUGACGAGCAGGGGACAAAACAGGACAAAGAGUCAGAUACACUUCUGGAUGAUUUUCUGCUGACCUACCCAGUGUUCAUGUCAACCAGUGAUUUAUGCCAAGCUCUGCUGGGACACUAUUGCACCAAGCGAUACAGAGGGAAAGAGGACAGGAAAGAGGCCCUGGAAAGGAAACAAAAAGUCCUGCACCUGGUGUCACAGUGGAUGGCCCUGUGCAAAGACUUCCUGAGGGAAGACGAGCAUGUCAAACGCUUUAUGAAGACUUUGUACCGUUCCGUGUUGGAUGAUCUCUAUGAGCACCCAGCCCUGGAGACGGAUGUGAGGGAACUGCAGAAACAAUACCAGCUGCAUCGCAGACAUACGGUGGAUGAGUAUUCCCCUCAAAGAAAGAGCAAAGCACUGAAAGAGAACGGGCUCCAGUCCAGAGGUACCCAGAGGGAGACCGCGGAAGCGCUGUGUCAUGUGUAUAUUACCAUGGACUCGUACCUGAGUAUGAGGACCCAUACUGGGGUAGUGGCCCAGGAGCUGCUGCAGGCCGUGGCAGAAAGGAUGGAUGUCCCACUGAGGGAACUGGUGCUAGUGGCCGUCACUUAUCCUGGAGGGAGGCUUCUUCUGCAGCCUCAGGACAGAGUUUUCUCUGAUUCUGUACGGCCAGUGGGGAGGCUGCAUGUGUGCAGGAAGGACCUGGGUGAAGUCCUGAACCCGUUCACAGACAACUCAGAGCUGCAACAGAGGACAGCUUGCAUGCUCAGUUUAAACACAUGGGACGUGGCUGUUGCGCUCACCAACUUUGACUGGACCAUCUUUGACUCAAUACACGAGCAAGAACUUGUCUAUUUCACCUUCAGCCGCCACAGUAGCAGUAGCCACACUGUGGCGUUGGAGAUGCUGCUGCAGCGCUUUAAUGAAGUCCAGCUGUGGGUGAUGACAGAGGUGCUGCUGUGCCCAAUGCUCUGCAAAAGGGUCCAACUCAUAAAGAAGUUCAUCAAGAUUGCUGCCCACUGUAAAGCACAGAGGAACCUCAACUGUUUCUUUGCCAUUAUAAUGGGCCUGAACACUGCAUCUGUUAGCCGCCUCAGUCAGACAUGGGAGAAAAUCCCUGGGAAAUUCAAAAAGCUGUUUUCAGAGUUGGAGACAAUUACAGAUCCCUCGCUGAACCACAAGGCCUACAGGGACUCCUUCAAGAAGAUGAAGGCGCCAAAGAUCCCCUUCCCUCCUCUGCUACUGAAAGAUAUUACAUUCAUUCAUGAAGGCAACAAGACGUUUCAUGAUAACCUGGUCAAUUUUGAAAAGCUGCACAUGAUAGCAGACACAGUGCGUCUCAUCCGGCAGUGUCAAAAAGAUCACAUGGGUAAUGGCAUCACCCAGAAAAGCAGCUCAGAAGUGCGAGCCUACAUUGAUUACCUGCAUAUCAUCGACAAUCAGCAGACUCUGUUUGAACUGUCACACAGGCUGGAGCCUCGUGCUUAGAGACAGUUCUCACUUACUUCCCACAGCGUCAGCCAGACUGUCGGAUUGCCAAGGAACAAUCUAUCUCUGUCUCACCUCUCUCUCAGGACUCAGUCGGCAAAUCAGAGGACGCUGCAUGAUCCUGGCCGACCACAGGAGGGAGCCACCCAAUCAGGAAACUCUCACCGGAGAAGGGGAAUAAGCAGAAAAAAGACUUACAUGUAUAGGUGUUUGCAUAGAUCUACAACAAUGUUACUAAUCUAAAAAGACCAGCUGCAGUGCCAGCGGUUCAGACUUGUUCAAGAAAAAAAGUGGAAGUGCUAGAUCUGCAGGUCCAAACCUACUGCUGCUAUUUUAAUUUCCUCCACAUGGCAGAGGUUGGCAGGUGUGGAGCUGUUCUUUGACCAAACACCUCCCCCUCGUGGAGAAUCAGCAGCCUGCAAUAAGAGUUUGUUCUUAGCAGGUGAAGCGCUUCCCUUCUAAAAAACAAACAAACAAAAAAACAAGCAACAGAAAACAAAACAGUACGUUUGACAAAAAGGACCACUCACUAGCCUUUCCAGAGCUUUUACCCACAUAAAACACAUCACAUAAAGUAACUUAGAUUGAAUUAACUCAUGAUACUGUAGGCCUACAUCUUUUGUGUAUUUUCAGUGUUUAAAGAUCUGGCAGCAGUGGAUUGUUUCACCAAAGAGUAGUUCAGUCCUAUAUUGUACUGUUUUCCGAGUUCAACACAAUCCAGAUGUUUUCUUCUCCAGAUGUAGGACAUACAGUCACUAAGAAAGCAGCACAAUGAAUGCACAACAUGCUGAAUCAAGGUGACAGAAAUUCUGAAAAGGACUGUUAAAUAUUUAAAGUUUUCAUCAUCUAUUUUUACAUAGCAGAAUCCACUUACUUUGCAGUUUUCUAUUGUUUAACCAUUAAGUGUUUUAGAUGAGGCAAUUCAGAUGGUAUUAGAGCAGAGAAUUAGGUAAUACACAAUGUACUGAAUUCCAUUGGUGUGUGCCAAGCUGUGUGUCCUGUCUGUGAGUUAUAACUGCAUAUGUCAGUGCCAAAUACCAUGAAAAACACCCAAUUCAAGGUAAUGCUAAUUGCUCAUUUUUUUAAGCACAAGGAUCUCCAUGUAGUUGAGCUGUGGACAAUCAGUUAAAAGAAGCAGCAGACCCAUAUCUUUACAUCUGUAGGGGUCUUUAAAAUCGAGGUUAAAACACAAUACAAUACAUUUUGCCACCCAGAUAGUGUUUGAUUUGUUGAGGUUCAGCGACAUCGGCUUUAGCUGUAUGUUACUCAGAGUACCAGUAAUUAGCAAUUGAAAAACUCGUCACCAUGUCUUUUCAAGAACAAAGACAUGGUGACUCACAACAACCCACAAUAACCCUUUUUCUGACUAGUCUCACUGAGAGCUGCUUCCUAGUUAAAUCCAGUGCUACAGAGCUACAGCAUAUCUAUCCUCUGUAAGUGUGUAGAAGAAACAUGUUUGAUUGUGCUUUUUGGGGGACCUUUCCCUACAAGUAAAGAGCAAUAGCAAAUACAGCACCUUCCAGACAACAAAACAUAGAAAAAUAGAAACCAUUUGCUUUUGUGCAGUGUGUAUUAACACUAAUAUAUACACUUGUAUAGUGUGUAGUUAUAAAAGAUACUGUACAAUAUUUAUUAUCUCGAUUGGCCCACUUAAAAUUCUUACCUUUGCCCUGAGGUUAGGCCAUUUUAGUGUUGUAGAGGAAACUUUGCAUAACAUUGUUGACAUUUAAAACCCUCCGUGAACAUAAAAAGAAAAUGCUUUAGCAGUAUCAAUGUUAAUUUGAAUUUAAUUUGUAUCAACAAUGUCCAUUUGAUUCUAUUUAUACUGUAUAUAGAAAUGUUGAAAAUUCUGGAUACAGCUAUUAAUUUAUUUCAGAAUUAUUUAUUUGUUCUAUAAAUAUUACUGCUAUAAGUCCUUGUUUGAUUUCAUGUUUUUUUUUGUAUGCACCAUUUUGGCUGGUCUGCAUGAUAUGGCAAACCAUGGAUUGACCACCACUGUCAGCUCUGCAUGCAAUAAAAUAUUUUUCAUCA